UCUGAUAUAAAUGGAAUACAUGGACAGGUGUGUUUGACAUGAGCCAGUUCCAGGCUUCUGCCAACAACGGGAAAGAGAUCAGUUAUACAAAGGGGAAGACUGAUGCAAAUCUUUGUUUCACUAAACAGAACUUUUCUGACUUCCUAUUUCGCUGGUACAUGGAAAAGGGCAAAAGAGGGAAGCUACUGUCACCACCAGUCUCCCAACAUGCAAACCUGGCCAGCUUCCUGCAGUCCCACGAACAUCUCAGCUGGCUUCAUGAGAUUAAUGUCCAGAAUUUUGAAAAGGCUUACAGGACAUUACUCAAUCUUGCCAACAUGGAGACACGAUAUUUUGCCAAGAAGAAAACUCUCCUGAGUCUCAGUAAACUGUCAGCGUUUGCUUCUGAUCUCCCUGAUGACCAUUUGCAAGAAAAAAUGGAGGAGUUGACUGUGCAGGAGCGGUAUUUGCUUCACCAGGAGACCUUGCCAAUGGAACUGAUAACUAAGAAACAACUCAACGUAGACACCAUGCCUGUAUUAAAUGCUUUACAGCUGAUCCAUCUUUACAUCAGUGAUGACAACAUAAAAGCAAAUGAGUAUGAUUUCAAGAAGGCACUUGAUCUCCUGGAAUUUGUUGAAAAGGAGGAGGGUCUUGAUGCUAAUAUCAACAUUGAGUCAUUAAAACUGGAAAUCUUCUGCCGAGCUAUUCAGAGAAACGAUUGGUCUUUUGAUGCAAAGGAUGACCCCAUUGAAGCUGCAAAGGAAACUGUACUGAUAAAGGUCAUAAAAAAGUUGGUGGAUGAAGGAGUUCAGCUGAAAUAUUAUUUGCCAGAAGUGAAGGACUUGCUGAAGUCAGAUUAUCUGUUAACCCUGAGAUCCAAUUCCUACUUCGAAUUCCUUUUACAAGCAAUCUAUGAACAUUAUUUAAAACUACAGUCCUGAUUGCCUUGAUGUGUCAUCUCCAUAUUCUGCUGUAUUUUUAAGAUUCUUCACUCCGCUCAGGAGCUGCAGAUAAGCAACCUGCAAUGUUUUUAAACUUUUGUAUAAAAUAAAUGAAUUAAUUUGUGCUUCUAA
Rhincodon typus (whale shark) is the source of this 1055-nucleotide messenger RNA. Its product is annotated as nuclear pore complex protein Nup133-like. Gene Ontology annotation, biological process: poly(A)+ mRNA export from nucleus; protein import into nucleus; transcription-dependent tethering of RNA polymerase II gene DNA at nuclear periphery. The record is from RefSeq and is a predicted model, not a curated record. Bases 39 to 923 code for a protein of 294 amino acids. The transcript has 7 exons. Gene Ontology annotation, molecular function: structural constituent of nuclear pore. Lineage: Eukaryota; Metazoa; Chordata; Chondrichthyes; Orectolobiformes; Rhincodontidae. Gene Ontology annotation, cellular component: nuclear pore outer ring.